AUGUAUCAAACUUUUGAUUUCAAUGAUAGCUUAGACCACAAAAAAGACUUGAAAUUCAAAGAAAUAGCCCAUUAUGCAAAAAAACCAGGAUCUACCAAGUGAUUUCAUGAUAAUUCUGGACUUCCUUAUUCAACGCUAAUGAGUCAUUAUAAGCCAACUCUUCCAACUACUCCUCAGACAAAAACUCAUAGAAAUUCUUCUUGAGAUUUACUAACUCCCCCCCUCCGUGAGUGAACAAAACCAUUAGAAAAAUCCCUAUUUUUUGCUCGAAAACCCACUCCGUGAGUGAACAAAAAUUUUUUAAUAGAAAAUUUUUUAUGGAAAAAAAAUUUGAUAUAUAAGUGAUAAUUAGUAUAAUGAUUCUGUUUAAUUUUAAACGAAUUGCGUUUUAAAACAUAAAUUUUAUAGAUUAAAUUAAUAUUUGCUUUCAAAUUUUUGCGAAUUAGGAUUUUUUUUUAAAUUUCGAGAAAAAAAAAUUUUUUCUAUAAAAUUUAUAUAUAAAUAUUUUUAAAAACAAAAAAUUAACCCCCCUCCGUAAACAAAAUUUUUUUGUUCACUCGCUAAUGGGGGAGUAAGCCCUACAAAUGCCAAUUUUACUCACAAUUAUUCACAAAUUAUAGAAAAUAAACUAAAAAUUAUUUUUUAUUCCAUUAAAAAUUUAUUUAUUUAUUUUAAAUUUUUUUAAAAACCAAAAAUAAACUAAAAGAUUCAAUCGGAAAAAGCCACCCAGAAAAUCAAAUGGGUCACUGUUAUAAAUUAACUCCAAAAGAGGCUAUAUUAAAGGUAGAAGACGCUUUAAAAUAUUUGAAAUUAAGGGAAAUUGGGUGCAGCAAACAAGAAGCUAUUACAUUUUGCAGCAGAGAUAGGUGCACUCAUUCAGUGCCUGAAUAUGAACUUCCUGCAAGAUUACGAACGAACCAUAGCUCAAGGACUUUAGUAAACCAAGAAAAUUCGAAAUAUAAGCUGUAUAAGUCAAGUAUGGAAGUGGAGUGUUUUGAUUCUGUAAAUAAAGCAAUUACUAAUUAUAAUUUAUAAAAGAGAAUGUGCUUAAAAGUCUUUUUAGCUAAUAAAAUAUUUAUUUGUAUUUAUAGGGAAUAUUUAAUUGCUCAUAGGUAUGAACCUGAACCUUAUAUGAAUUCGUAUAUAGAAGAAUGCCAUCAAGAUAAUCUAACUGAAUUAGCGAAAAAAGAAAAUAAUGAAAUAACUAUAUUGGAAACAGAAGAAUUUAUAGACGAGGCCAAUAAAUUGUACAAUUUUAAAUUGCCUUUUAGAACUCUGCUAGAAAAAAUUAUUAAUAAGAAUACCCUUGAAAAAAUAGAAAUUUCGCCUAAAAAUUCUACAGUAAAGAAUUUUGAUGAUUUUGCAUCGGAAAGGCCAUUAAUUAGGUUUUCCUCCAUAAUCACUCCAAAAAAGGAGCCUAAAAAGAGCAGCCCAGAAAAAAUGAGCUUUUCUCAAAUUCUUCAUCCGCAAACAAUCCCAAAGCAAACAGUUAAUGAGCAAACUGAUCAUAAUAUCCUUAUAAAAUCAGAAUCUUCCAAGUCUUAUGAAUUAAAAUUAAAACAAUCUCGACGUGAUUUUUUAUUAUAUUUAAGAUAAUUAUUAUUUAAAAAAAUUAAAAAAUAAUUAAAUUCCUAUUUAAUCCCUUUAGAAUAAACAUGAAAAAUCUCGAAGAAAAAAUAAAGCAAAAUAUAAUCAAUUCCAAAUAUGAACUUUAUGAAAAAAUUUGUAAAAAAGCUUCACAAAAUGAUGCAUUAAUUAGAAAAAAGCAAGAAAAAAAGCAGCAAAUUGAUGAAGAUAUGCAAAAACAAUUAGAAUUAAAAUUUGAAGAAAUUAAAGAGAAAAUGGAAAAAGCCAAGCAGGAAAGAUUAAAAUUAAAAGAAGGAAAAAAAAUAAAAGCAAAAGAAUACAAUAAAAAACAUGAUCAGAAAGUUGAGGAACUUAGGGUCAGCAAAUCUAUUGAUUUAGAAAAUAGGAUGAAAAUUAUGCUAAAAAGGCAGAAAUCGAAAUUUUAA
Blepharisma stoltei is the source of this 2012-nucleotide messenger RNA. The record is from the annotation of a GenBank genome assembly. Lineage: Eukaryota; Ciliophora; Heterotrichea; Heterotrichida; Blepharismidae.